UACUUCACUAUUCCAAUUACUAGUAGCAAGUGUAGGUUCUAGUAGAGGAAACUUUUGCCAAAAUAUAAGUCAGGGAUUUAAAUUUUGUAUAUUUAUUUUAUACAACAUGUCAUACCAACAAUGUGGAAUGCCCGAUCAGACGUUUCUUUGGGACGUAUUUCAAAGGGUCGAUAAAGACAGGAGUGGACAUAUCUCUGCAGAUGAACUACAGGUUGCUCUCUCCAAUGGCACAUGGUCAGCUUUUAACCCGGAAACAGUUCGGCUUAUGAUCGGAAUGUUUGAUCGCCAAAACAGAGGAACCGUAUCUUUCGAGGAUUUCGGAGCACUAUGGAAAUAUGUAACUGAUUGGCAAAAUUGUUUUCGCUCUUUCGACCGUGACAAUUCAGGCAACAUUGACAAGCAAGAACUUAAAACUGCUCUUACUUCCUUCGGUUAUCGGCUAUCUGACAAUCUUAUUGAAAUAUUGCUGCGUAAAUUCGAUCGCUUUGGCAGAGGAACAAUACUUUUCGAUGAUUUUAUCCAAUGCUGUAUUGUCCUAUAUACUUUGACUACAGCCUUCAAGCAACAUGACACCGACAUGGAUGGAGUCAUAACAAUCCACUACGAACAGUUUUUAAGCAUGGUCUUUUCACUUAAAAUUUAAUAAUCAGAUGUCAAAAUUUUAUAUUAUACAAAAUGGAACUUUAUAAUAUGUAAACAAAUA
Molecule: messenger RNA, 703 nt
Organism: Drosophila navojoa
Lineage: Eukaryota; Metazoa; Arthropoda; Insecta; Diptera; Drosophilidae
Gene: Alg-2
Product: Apoptosis-linked gene-2
Molecular function (GO): calcium ion binding
Source: RefSeq, a predicted model, not a curated record